AUGGCUGAUCCCAUCCCGUACGGUUAUACGUCUCACGACGAGUCCACGACCCACGACAAGUAUACGGCAGAUUCUCCUCCCAAGCCCAAUGCAACCGCGAUCAUCAAGGCAUAUCUGCGUGAGCGAGUUCCCGAGUUCCAGGCACUAGAUGCUGCGCGCAGAGAGGGCUGGAACGACCCUGAUGUGGACGAGGUUUUCAUUCGGCGACGCCAAAGAGCGGACAACGCCGAUGCAGCAUCCCAAGAAAAGUUCUUCCGCAUGAUGAUCAGAAAUGGGGAAGAACUCAAUGAAGCUACCGGCGGAUUCAACAUCUUGAGGGACGAUACAGAUGAAAUACCCACCAGCAUUGUGGAUUUCUGCAUGGCACCUGGCGCCUUUCUGGAAACAGCAUUACGUGCGAACCCCGGCUCUCGCGCUCUGGCAUUCACGCUACCGCCUGACAAGGGAGGUCACUCGGUUCUACUUCCGUAUCACGAGGCGGUCGAGGUUCGAUUUUUGGAUGUCAACCUCCUAGCUGAAGAUAUGGGAUGUUUGAAAAUCCCACCUGAUCAUACAGAACCCAGUGGAUUCAUCCCACGUCAGCUGACCGAAGGCAAGAGAUGCUUCAACCUUGCUCUGUGCGAUGGGCAAGUCCUACGGAACCACCCCAGGGCAGCGUACCGAGAGCGUCGCGAAACAUCGAGACUCAUAAUGGUUCAGCUUGCGCUCGGCUUGGAGCACCUCAAGAACGGUGGUACCAUGAUUGUGCUUCUGCACAAGGUCGAGCAUUGGAACACUGUUCAACUUCUGCGCACUUUUGCCAAGUUCUCAACCUUGAAAGUUUUCAAGCCGAGUAAUGCCCAUACCACUCGCUCGUCGUUCUACAUGGUAGCCUCUGAUAUUCAAGUGCUGCACGCUCAAGCGCUCGAGGCUGUGAAGAGAUGGAUGAAGGUGUGGCAAGCUGCAACUUUCGGAACCGACGAAGAGUUCGAAGAGGCCAGACGGAGCAGUGUUGGGCCAGAAGAGGUACUGGAAGAGUUCGGGGAGACUUUGGUGGAGAUGGGAAGAGAGAUCUGGAGGAUUCAAGGAGACGCCCUGGCAGAGAAGGCCAGGAACGGCUGGUAG
Messenger RNA from Ramularia collo-cygni, 1104 nucleotides. RefSeq lists its product as uncharacterized. Gene Ontology annotation, molecular function: methyltransferase activity. NCBI's taxonomy places the organism in Eukaryota, Fungi, Ascomycota, Dothideomycetes, Mycosphaerellales, Mycosphaerellaceae. The record is from RefSeq and is a predicted model, not a curated record. Gene Ontology annotation, biological process: methylation. The coding region runs from base 1 to 1104 and encodes 367 amino acids. The transcript is spliced from 2 exons.